This is a messenger RNA of Saccostrea cuccullata (small rock oyster), 1148 nucleotides long. RefSeq names its product protein lifeguard 1-like. NCBI's taxonomy places the organism in Eukaryota, Metazoa, Mollusca, Bivalvia, Ostreida, Ostreidae. The transcript is spliced from 11 exons. The record is from RefSeq and is a predicted model, not a curated record. Bases 140 to 850 code for a protein of 236 amino acids.
CUCCAUCAUUCGGACUAGUUUAGUCUUUAGGAGCAGAAAUUGCCAGAAGAACCUCAGGAGGUGUUAUCAUAUGAUCGAUUAUUUAGAGCUAAACCAAAAAUAUUCUUAAGUUACAAGGAUAUCGAGAAAGUAGCUGAUCAUGUAUUCAGAAGACGAUGAACUUGUUGGAGAUCAGUUCUCUGCAUUUUCAGAGAAAAAUGUACGAUUAGGAUUUAUACGAAAAGUGUACGGGAUUCUGCUAUGCCAGUUAGUUGUCACAAUGUUGGUGAUGGUGAUGUUUAUGUACAUAGAACCUGUAAAAGAGUAUUCUAUGAACAAUCCCUGGAUCUGGUACACAGCACUUGCUGUGACAUUUGUGACGCUGAUUGUACUAGUUUGCUGUGAUAGCGUCAGACGAAAGACUCCCCUGAACUUGAUCUUCCUCGGUCUAUUUACUUUGUGCGAGUCGAUUUUGCUUGGAGCUGUAACCAGUCACUAUGAUGAGGUGUCUGUCCUGCUAGCUGUUGGCAUCACUGCAGGUGUAUGCUUAGCACUGACUCUCUUUGCAUUUCAAACAAAAUUUGACUUUACAAUGUGUGGCGGACUUCUGUUUGUAUUCCUUAUGGUCCUAAUAAUAUUUGGAAUCUUUGCUGCAAUAUUUCACAAUAAGAUUCUGUCUGUUGUCUAUGCCAGCCUUGGAGCUCUGUUGUUUUCUUUUUACUUGGUCUUUGACACCCAGCUGAUGAUGGGAGGGAAACACAAGUACAGCCUGUCCCCCGAGGAAUACAUCUUCGCCGCCCUCAACCUUUACCUGGACAUCAUCAACCUUUUCCUUUUAAUCCUGUCCCUCGUUGGCGAGGCCAGAAGUUAGGUCAAAGGUCAAAGGUUUACAAACAGUGCAAUGAAGUUAGUCAUUUUGCUAAGGUGUAUGUGGACCAUAUACAUGUAUCGUGAAUGAAAGCUUUAAAUCAUUAUGAGACUGAUUAGGAACAUGCAAUUUGUUUUGAAUCAUAUAUAUAUUUGAAAUUUAUUGUUUCAGUUGUUUUUUUUUUUUUUGGCCCAAACAGUUACAGCUUACAUGUAUUUCUGAAUAUUUUUUUUUUUUGCUUUUAGGCUUCUGUUAAGAAUUUCUCUUUGAAAAAAAAAACAGAAAAUAUAAAUAUUUAGAU